UUGCGGUGUCCGCAGCAACUCACAACGUCCCGCUCGUUACUUAUUAGAACUAAGAGAACCAACACGUAAGAGAGACGCACACUACGGCCACGCAGCGAAGAGAGACGCACACCACGGCUAUACGAAGGCGAAGAGAACCAACACGAAAGAGAUACGCUCUUACGCCCACGCAGCCAACGCAAGGAAGAGAACGGCUAUACGCAGACGAAAAGAGACAACAUGAAAGAGAGCGAAGCGGCAGAGAAGCCGCCGAUCGGUCUUACGCCCACGCAGCCGAGGAAAAGAGCCGACGGCGAAGCAGGCAAUACACCCACGCAGCCAUACACCCACGCAGCCGAGGCCGGCAGCCGAAGGCGGCGCAGCAGCGAAGCGGCAGAGAAUCUGCGAAAAAGAAAAGCCGAGGCCUGGCACGGUCCAGCGCGAGCCAAGCUCGAGAGUGAUCUCCGAGGGCUGAGCCAGACCGGUUGUGCGGCGGAAGCCAAAAUAGAUGUGAAAAGUGAGCCGGGACCGCGCCGUGUGAAAAACUAGCCGUGACCGCGCCGUGUGUGACCGCACCCACGCGGUGUGCAAAGGAAGCCACAGAAGUGACGAGGACCCGCCGUGGGAGAACAGGACCCAAAGAAGGGAAACAAGGGUGAGCCAC
Molecule: messenger RNA, 643 nt
Organism: Drosophila miranda
Lineage: Eukaryota; Metazoa; Arthropoda; Insecta; Diptera; Drosophilidae
Exons: 2
Coding region: 220-528 (102 amino acids)
Source: RefSeq, a predicted model, not a curated record